UGGUAGCUAGAAAUUGCGAAGCAUUUCAUUGCAUCAAAUAUAGAAAUACUUUUCUAAGCUUAAUUCAUUGUGCAAAAUGGUGGUUAAAGUGUAUGGUGCGACCUAUGCAGCUUGCCCACAAAGGGUUUUGACUUGCCUUUUUGAGUUAGGCUUUCAAUUUGAGCUUGUACCAAUUGAUCUUCAAUCAGCAGAGCAGAAAAAGCCACAAUUUCUAUUAAGACAGGUGAUUCUUUUUUUUUUCUUUUUUUUUUAAUGAUAGACAGGGAGUAUUAUUUUACCUAUAAAUGACUUUUUUUUGAAGGAUUACAUAUGACUGACUUAUUUAUAUAAGAAUGUCAAUUUGAAGUACAACAUGAUUGACCUAAUAAAUAAAAAAAAGCUCAUCGUCGUGUCGCGUUUAUACAUAGAUCACCUUACUCAUAUGUAAUUCUUGCUUUUAUGGAAUCUCACAUGAACAGAAUUUUAUUCGAUUUAAUUAUUCGCACAUUUUUUCAUUAACUUUAUAAUCAAACAAUUGUUCCUCGUAAUUUGCAGCCCUUCGGACAAGUUCCUGCGAUAGAGGAUGGAGAUUUCAAACUCUUCGCGCAAAAAUAAACAUAAAUUUUGGGUUACAAAAUCCAUUGGGAGCGCAGAGUCGAGGGCAAUAAUCAGGUACUACGCAGCAAAAAGCAUAAGCCAAGGUGGCACAAAUAUAUUGGGCGACACAUUGGAAGAGAGAGCCUUGGUGGAGCAAUGGGUGGAAGUAGAAGUGAACAACUAUAAUCCAUUGAUUUACACAAUGGUCCUCCAACUUGUGAUAUUGCCCCAACAGGGACAAGUGGGCGACAUGGAAUUAGUCCGCGAUUGCAAGGGUAAAUUGGAGAAAGUGCUCGACGUGUACGAGGACAGGCUGUCGAAGAGCAAAUAUUUGGGUGGGGAGAGGUUCACCAUAGCUGAUAUGACCCACCUACCAAACACAAGGUUUCUGAUGGAGGAAGGAGGAAUGGAGGAUUUGAUCAAACGGAGGAAAAAUCUCCACAAUUGGUGGAUAGAUAUUUCCAGCCGUCCAUCAUGGCAAAAGGUCAUGGACCUCCGAAAUUAAAUUAAUCGCUCCUCCUUUUUCUUAAUGCCUGUUUCCACUAUUUUGUAAUAUUUCUUAUUCAAAUGAACUACUAAAAAAAUUCUAUUAUUAAGUCAA
Salvia miltiorrhiza (redroot sage) is the source of this 1177-nucleotide messenger RNA. Its product is annotated as glutathione S-transferase F11-like. Gene Ontology annotation, cellular component: cytoplasm. NCBI's taxonomy places the organism in Eukaryota, Viridiplantae, Streptophyta, Magnoliopsida, Lamiales, Lamiaceae. The transcript is spliced from 3 exons. The record is from RefSeq and is a predicted model, not a curated record. Gene Ontology annotation, molecular function: glutathione binding; glutathione transferase activity. Bases 563 to 1081 code for a protein of 172 amino acids.